Messenger RNA from Gorilla gorilla gorilla (western lowland gorilla), 485 nucleotides. Its product is annotated as small ribosomal subunit protein eS26-like. The transcript has 2 exons. Lineage: Eukaryota; Metazoa; Chordata; Mammalia; Primates; Hominidae. Bases 1 to 453 code for a protein of 150 amino acids. Gene Ontology annotation, molecular function: structural constituent of ribosome; mRNA binding. Gene Ontology annotation, biological process: translation. The record is from RefSeq and is a predicted model, not a curated record. Gene Ontology annotation, cellular component: cytosolic small ribosomal subunit; ribosome.
AUGACCAGCAAUUUUGAUGAACUAACAGUGAACCCAGCAAGAGAGUUGCUUCUAUAUCCAAAGCUUGAUGAAGGCAUACAUUGCUACUAUUCCGUGCGAGGGUAUUUCUAUGACAAAAGAAGGAACAACGGUCGUGCCAAAAAGGGCCAUGACCACGUGCAGCCCAUUUGCUGCACUAACUGUGCCCAAUGCGUGCCCAAGGACAAGGCCAUUAAGAAAUUCGUCAUUCGAAACAUAGUGGAGGCCGCAGCAGUCAGGGACAUUUCUGAAGCGAGCAUCUUCGAUGCCUAUGUGCUUCCCAAGCUGUAUGUGAAGCUACAUUACUGUGUGAGUUGUGCAAUUCACAGCAAAGUAGUCAGGAAUCAAUCUUGUGAAGCCCGCAAGGACCGAACACCCCCACCCCGAUUUAGACCUGCGGGUGCUGCCCCACCUCCCCUACCAAAGCCCAUGUAAGGAGCUGAGUCCUUAAAGACUGAAGACAGACU